Molecule: messenger RNA, 2054 nt
Organism: Papaver somniferum (opium poppy)
Lineage: Eukaryota; Viridiplantae; Streptophyta; Magnoliopsida; Ranunculales; Papaveraceae
Product: B3 domain-containing transcription factor VRN1-like
Exons: 5
Coding region: 183-1790 (535 amino acids)
Molecular function (GO): DNA binding
Source: RefSeq, a predicted model, not a curated record
CCUACUCCCAUGCGAUGGCUUACUGUAAAUAGAAACCAGAAAACCACUAAUAGGCAGCCAUUACCCACACCAUUAAUGAAUCACUUUACUUUUCAUUCUUUCUUUUUCUUCAUCUUCUUCUUCUUCUUCAUUUUUCCUGUGAAAUUUGGGUUAGGAAAGCUUGUUGUAGACAUACACAAAAAAUGGGUGCUCAGCGAGAUUACAGUAGACCCUCUUUUUUCAAAGUGAUGUUUGGAAAUUUCAAGAAAAAACUUAAAAUACCAGUAAAUUUCAUUGGGAAGUUUAAGGGGAUGAUACCCUAUGAUUCCAUCCUUCGAAGUCCAUUAGGAAGUUGGAAUGUGAAGAUUAGAGAAGAAGAAAAUGGUGGUUUAUCUUUCCGAAAAGGAUGGCCUGAUUUUGUUGAAGCUCAUUAUUUAGACCAUGGGGAUUUUGUUACUAUGAAGUAUAUUGGUGAUUCACUGUUUGCUGUUAAGUUGUAUGGUCUGAAUGGAUGUGAAAAGGUAUUGCCUUCUACGAGUAGCAAUGGCGUAAAAUCGAUUCCCUCAAGGAAGAGGAAAGAAUAUGGGGAAACAAGUAAGGGAAAAUUCACUGAUUAUGGUUCCGAGGCUGAUCACCAUAAGUAUCAUGCAAGCAAUAGUGGAAGAGAUUCGUUUUGUUCUGACAAAAGGAACGGUGGAUUGUUUAAAUGCGAUGCACCGAAGAGAAAAUCAACCGUCAAUGAGGGAAGGACAAGAGUUGAUCAAGCAGAGUGUUCGCGUAAAGGGAAGCCAUAUUUUCUAGUUAUAUGGACAGAGAAUAAGAAAUAUCAAAUGGAGAUUCCCAAAAAGGUGGUAACGAAAAUAGGAAGGGCAUUGUCUGAUAUUGUCGCUCUGAAAGACGCUAAUGGUAGACUUUGGAAUGUGGAAUUGAAGAGAUCUGAAGGCAAGGUUUGGUUUUACAAAGGUUGGAAGGAAUUCGCAGAACAUCACUCUUUGAGGGAUGGCUAUACUUUGGGUAUCAGUUACAAUGGGAAUUCGCAAUUUUGUGUGCGUGUUACCAAUUUUAUGGAGCACUUAGAAGAUUCUGGAAACCAGGGAGAGUCUAAUCCUAAGAAAAGGUGCCGGUUGAGCAAAAGGGAAGAUGAUGAUGAUGUAAUUUGGGAGGACACACCUCCAUCUCGAACUCAUGUUGAAAGUAUGACAAAUGAGGAAAAACCACCGUUGUCAGUUCCUGCUAGUCUCGACCCCAUGCAACUUAACAAAGAUAAGGGUAAAAAGUCUGUGGUUUCUGAUGAAACCAGCUCACCAUGUUUAGGAAAUGAAAGAACUCCAUCAGGUGAACGCCCACCCACUCUACCGGUUGUUAAAGAAGAAGAGAGUGAAGAGACGUCUGAUUCACCUGACGCCCCAAAACUUUUCCAUAAGUCAUCACGGAGAGCCGAAGGCAAUGAAAGAGUGGCUGAAGUAACAAAGUUAUUCAAGUCUCAGACUCAAUAUCCUUUCUUUGCAGUUUAUAUGCGAGCUUCCUAUUUAACUAACGCAUAUCUGCAUAUUCCUAAAAGCUUUUCCAGGAAACAUCUACCAAAGACCAUAAAGAAUGUCAUGGUUCGAAGUUCAGACAAUAAAGUGUGGACGCUUGGAUACUGUGUCAGAGGUUAUGCAACGCAGUUCUCUAACGGUUGGACUUCUCUUAGACGACAUUUAGGUCUGACAGCUGGAGAUGUUAUUGUUUUUGAGCUGCUCACGGGAAAAGAUAAAGAAAUCAGAGUUUCUGUUAUCAGGGAGAUCGACAAUGUGCUCACCAAGAUAUGAUUAGGGUACAAAGAGGCAACAUGCUUACGUUUAUUUUAGAAUCCUAUUAUUGGGGCUUUAAAAAGGAGGGAAAUUUGGGGGCUUAUGGGGUCAUGAAAUAACAAUGCAUAGAGCCCCUUAUCCUGGUAUUUUAUGUAAUACCUAUUCUACCCAUAAUAUGAUUAGUACUAAUUAUAUUGAUUAAGCUUACUAAUAAGUAUUAGUGAAUGGAUUAGACUAAUCAAAUGAUUAAUCUUUUGGAAAUCAAAACUUGAUUUUCGUUGA